Messenger RNA from Fundulus heteroclitus (mummichog), 3002 nucleotides. RefSeq names its product E3 ubiquitin-protein ligase NEURL1. NCBI's taxonomy places the organism in Eukaryota, Metazoa, Chordata, Actinopteri, Cyprinodontiformes, Fundulidae. Gene Ontology annotation, molecular function: ubiquitin protein ligase activity. The transcript is spliced from 6 exons. Gene Ontology annotation, biological process: nervous system development; negative regulation of Notch signaling pathway. Gene Ontology annotation, cellular component: postsynaptic density; plasma membrane. The record is from RefSeq and is a predicted model, not a curated record. The coding region runs from base 279 to 2024 and encodes 581 amino acids.
GCCCUGAGAAGCUCCACCUCCACAACCACCUUCUGCGUUAAUUUCAGCGUGAUCUGUCCACGGAGUGACACACAGCGCUCCGGAUCCGUCAGUCUGCGGCUUAAUAUCGAUGAGGCAUAGAAAAGACUCCGCGUUCAACCUCUCCUUAGCACCGGGGGGGCUUUGUUUCCGUGCUUUGAAGCGUCUUUUCAUUAUAAUGCCGCGGCUGAGGACGCGCAGCUGAGUUAAGGACCGUGGAUCCAGCUUGCAGAGAGGGUGAAAGCACCUUGCAUCCAGCCAUGGGAGGUCAGAUCACCAGGAAUACCUUGUACGAUUCUCUAAACGGGCCGUUUCCUGCACCAUCGCACCGAUUUCAUCACAAGCCGCAGCGCUAUCUGCCCAUCCAGCCAUGUGGAAAUUUGUCCUCCUUCCCUCUGCUCUUCCACCCCAGCACCAAAGGUUCGCAGAUUAUCAUGGACCUGUCACAGAGAACCGUCAAGAGACAGGCCAGCUUCUGCAACGGUAUCACCUUCAGCAACAGGCCCAUCGCUGUUUACGAGCAGGUUCGGCUGAAGAUAACUAAAAAGCAGUGCUGUUGGAGCGGAGCGCUGCGUCUGGGUUUUACAUCUAAAGACCCGUCAAGGAUAAAUCCAGACAACUUACCCAAGUACGCCUGCCCUGACCUCGUCGCCCAGAGUGGCUUCUGGGCAAAAGCCUUGCCAGAGGAACUAUCUAACGAGGGGAACGUCAUAUCUUUCUGGGUCGAUAAGAAGGGCAGAGUCUUUUACCGUAUCAACAACUCCAAUCCCAUGCUGUUCUUCAGUGGCGUGCCUGUCGCUGAACCUCUUUGGGCUCUCAUCGAUGUCUACGGCCUAACCAGAGGAGUCCAGCUGCUUGACAGUGAGAUGGUCCCCUUGGACUGCCUGCGUCCUCGCUCCUUUGCUGCCACCCAUCGGUCUUCAGUUCGGCGAAACAGUCACGACCCUCGCCUCACCAUUAGUCUGUGUGACCUGAGCCUGCAGCAUCAAGAGAUGCAGCUGGAGGAAGAGGACGAGGGGGAGGAAGAGGAGCGACUCCAGCCCUUAAGCUCCACCUCGUGCCACGUUCCCCAGAACUCUCAGAACUCGCAGCAGUGCUCGCUGCUGCCCAGCCACCUGGACACCGAUCUGCAGUUCCACACGGUCCACGGCCUCCACGUCACCGCGCUGGAUAAACACACGGUGGCCCGGCCAGAUCACCGCGGCGACGAGAGGACGCUGGUGUUCACCAGCCGCCCCAUGCACUGUUCAGAGACUGUGUUCGUGAAGGUGAAGGCAGGAGCCGUCCGGGCGGGGUCACUUUCCUACGGCGUGACAUCCUGCGACCCGGCCGCCCUCAGGCCCAGUGACCUGCCGUCAAACCCCGAGUCCCUGGUUGAUCGCAAGGAAUUCUGGGCCGUGUGCAGGGCGGCUGUCCAGCUCCACAGCGGGGAUAUUUUGAGCUUCGUGGUGAAUUCAGAGGGGGAGCUUAUGAUGAGCCAUAAUGGGAACAGUGCAGGAAUGCAGCUGUGUGUUGAUAACUCAAGGCCUCUCUGGAUGUUCUACGGUCUGCAUGGCUCCAUCACACAACUCAGAAUUUUAGGCUCAUCUUUGCCUCCAGACUAUCAAGGCCAAUCUGUGCCCAGCUCCCCAUCGUGCACACCCGGCUCCCCAACAAUGCUCUUCAGUGGCCACUCUGGGAUGAACCUCAACACCACACUGAACAUCAGUCUGAAUUCAAGCCUUAACUCCAACUAUCACACACUAUUUUCUACUUCCACAGGUACGACCCCGAGCUCACCGUUUUCCAGCCACCCACAGUCCCCUACCUUCCCGUCUUGUUCCAGCUCGUGGAGUGACGAAUGCACCAUCUGCUACGAGAACAUGGUGGACACCGUUCUCUAUGCCUGCGGCCACAUGUGUCUCUGCUACGCCUGCGGCCUGAAGCUCAAGAAGAUGGCCAACGCCUGCUGCCCCAUUUGCCGACGGACAAUCAAAGACAUCAUCAAGACCUACCGAAGCAAAUAGGUUCACGUCAACCAUUGCUCAAGACGUCGUGAAAGCCAUGUGUAACUUUUUAUUAGACAGCACAAAUGAUAAUCCGGCUCAGGUACUCUACAGCAGGACUUUAUGCUUGUUUGUUAAAACCUUUAGUUCAAAUAGUUGGAGCAAUCAUAAAACCACCAUUAGAAAGGCAGUGUGAUCAAGAAAAGCUAAAGAUGUGAUUGUUAUGGCAAAAACAACAUGGCAGCACACCUCGACUUACUCCUUGCUGAAGAGGAAGAGCUUUCUGAAGAGGCACACAUCCCACUUCAUGCAGAAUACCCCUUCAUGAUCUCUCUAUCCAAACAGCGAUUGUCCAGAGCCGAGGAUAACAACAACCAGUAUCAAUCUGUGGCUCGACCAGCUGCUACUCCACUGCUUGUCAGGAAGCAUUGAGUCAGAGAGUUGUUUAGAGGGAAGAAUCAAUUCUCUUCUAAAAUGGAGGGAAAAUCAAGGGAAGAUAGUUUUAUUUUGAGAUUCCAGUAGAAGAAGAUAAGUGUAAAGACUGAGAAAACCUUCCUUUAGCAAUAAUAGGACAAUAAAACCUAAGCUUUAAAGGUACAAAGAACCUUAAAGGAACUGUAAUGUGGGAUAAGUAAAGUGUUCUGCAGAAUAUCACCCCUCCUGAGGUUCUCUGAACUCCAGGCAGAGCGGGACUGUCCAAAGGGUGCAAAAAGUGAGACUGAUGUCACUGGAAAAGGUCACGCCUGAUUUGGAUCGAGGAUGUGACUCAGUAAAGAUGGAGGCUGACGAGGAAGGAUGAUGGUGUACGUUUGAGAGGGGGGGGGGGGGUUAGCUGUGUAAGCCUGUCAUGGUGAAGACAAAGUGUUAGAUCACUCGCGUGUUGAGAUCCGUGUUCUGGUUCUUAGCUGUCAUACCCUCCUCUCUGUGGCUGUCCUGUAACUCUGCAGGAUUCUGUAAUUGCACAAAACAUCAUCCAAAUAAAGAGUGGUGGGUGCUGGA